CCCGCUCCAUAUAAUUAGGGCUAUCUCUUGGAUGUUCCUCCCGACUCCUGAGAUAUUCGUAAUCCGGACCAAAAGCCAAACCCUAGCUGUAGAAUUUGCGUGAACUCUUCCCUAAAAAAUAAUUCUCAAAUUUUCGUCGAGGGUUUUGUGCGCAUCUGUUUCAGACAAUUGAUUUUUGCAUUUUGGUUUCGCUGGCGACGGAGCACUGCUGUGCGGAAAUUUAGGGGUCUCUUCUAUUUCGGAAGGGAAUUUCGGCGGAGAUGGGCAGCGCGGAUCAAAUUGACGAUCGGACCUUCAAUGCUGAUUUCAGUAACGAAGGAGUGGCGAAGCUGAGAGAGAGAGUGAAGGAUAAGCUGAAGGAGUUCAUGGGGGAUUACACCGAUGACACUCUUGUGGAGUAUGUAAUUGUCUUGCUCAGAAAUGGGAGAAGGAAAGAGGAAGCGCAGAAUGAACUCAAUGUAUUUCUAGGGGACGACAGCAAAUCCUUUAUAAACUGGUUGUGGGAUCAUUUGGCUGAAAGUCUGGAUGAAUACCUUUGUUCUCAAGAAUCUCUUAUCGAACAAACUACCAAGAUAAAAUCAGUGAUAGGCAGUCAGGAUGAUAAUAAAGAGUCUGUGCAUUUGGAUUCUGAAUCUGAAAAGGGACAAUCUGAUAAACCACUCUUAAGUCGGCGCAGUAGAAAAUGGAGAGAGCUGCCAAAUGAUGCUGCUAAGGUCCCUCCUCUUAUUAGUUCCGAGGUUCACAAAAUUGAUUACGAAGAGAAGAAAGAUCGCAGAGGCAGACAUGAUCGAAGGUCUCCAUCUCCACAGGCUCGGUCCCGCAGGAAAAGGAGUCGAAGUGAUGACCGGAAGGAUGAACAGAGGGAGGCUAAACAUGAUGUUUCUCGCCGGCUACUUCAGUUUGCUGUACGAGAUGCUCUGGCUAUUUCAAAACCAUCUAAUUCUCUAAAGGAAUCCUCAUCGAAGCGUCUUCGUUCUGUGGUGUCAACAUCCACUGAAGACUCAUCUGCCCCUGAACCACCUCAGAGAAUUCGUUCUGUUGCUAGGGUUGUGAAUCCUAUGUCAACUGUUAUGAAAGCUGUCGCUGAAGCAGCUGAAGAUGUGAAGAAAACCAAAACUGGUAGAAGUGUGUUUGACCGAAUUAGUCAUUCUACCGAUUUAUCUGAGACUCUAGACCAACAUGUGGUACUCAGAGAUGCUGCCCCUGAGAAUGAAGAGCGGGUUCAGCCUCAAUACCCUCAUGGUCUUGACUACAAUGGAACAUAUGACAAGAAUAUGUCAACCUUUGAUACCGGCUUGCAAUUGAAUGCUAUGUCUAAUCAUGGCAAACCCAGUAUAGGUGUUAAAGUUUCUCACACAAGUUUUCUUGGUAGGAACAGAACUGACAAUCCAACAAGUGUGUAUCAUAAUGUCGCCAUUGAAAAUCACGUUACUCAAGUGGAUGCGAUGUUCAAGAAUACAAGUUUCUCUGGGAAUAUCGAUCCAGGGAAACACUUUAGACUUCAUGGGCAGAGGGAAGUAGCAGAUGUGGGUCCUCAAACUCAAAGAUCUCUGCAGGAAGGCAAGAUAAAUACCAAUGAAGCUGUCAUCCAAUCAUCCAAGGCGAACAUGUCCAGUACUACUGUGAUUACGAAUGGAAAUGUAAAACCCGCUACAAAUGUCCAGCAAGGAGCUCCAAAAACACCAUUAUCUACUCCAGUGACGUUGUCUACCAUCCGCCCUUCAGAAGAUGCUGAUGCUCGGACAAUCUUUGUAACCAAUGUUCACUUUGGUGCCACAAAAGAUAGCUUGUCAAGGCAUUUUAACAAAUUUGGUGAGGUGCUGAAAGUUGUCAUAGUUACAGAUCCGGCAACAAGGCAACCAACAGGAUCAGCAUAUAUUGAGUUCAUGCGCAAAGAAGCUGCAGACAACGCAUUGUCUCUGGAUGGCACCUCGUUUAUGUCCAGGAUUCUCAAGAUUGUGAAAGGGAGCUCGAGCCAGCAAGAUGCAGCUCCGACAAUGGCAUGGCCCCGAGCCACACGAGGGUCUACAUAUACACCGACAAGGUUCCCUAGAGCCUCCCCAUAUGGAAGAGGAAUGCUCGGCGGAUUCAUGGGCCGUCCUCCCGUCAGACCGGGAGCCAGGAGUAUGCAAUGGAAGCGUGAUUCUUCAGCAGCAGCAACAGCAGUCACCGAGUUCAGUUCUGGUACCGGAAACAGCGGCUCAACCCCCAUUGCUGCUCGUAGCCUCACAUACAUCCGGACGGACCAAAAAUCAGAAGCAAAUGAUGCCACGAAGAUAUAACCGGAAAAGAUUAGGAUAUAAGAGGUACUUUGCUCUUAUGUUUGAAUCGGUGCCAUGCCCAUGAACGAACGGCGAUAUUAGUAUAAACUUCUCUGGAAAUAGGGUUAUUAUAAGGCGCGCGGCAGGAGGAGGGAAAUGAUGAAAAUCUUUUGCAGACUGGUAUUGAAAAUUUUGUGAAUAGCGAGAGGGCAGGAGGUUGGUGAUAUUUUCCUUUUUUUUUUUUUUGCAGACUAUUAUUAUGAUUAUGUUUUGGAUUAGAAGAUUCUGAAAAUAAUUGGAGAGAAAAGAAAAGAACAAAGAUGGUGGUGUACCCAA
This is a messenger RNA of Tarenaya hassleriana, 2597 nucleotides long. Its product is annotated as protein gar2. NCBI's taxonomy places the organism in Eukaryota, Viridiplantae, Streptophyta, Magnoliopsida, Brassicales, Cleomaceae. Gene Ontology annotation, molecular function: poly(A) binding. Gene Ontology annotation, biological process: regulation of mRNA stability; mRNA processing. The transcript is spliced from 9 exons. Gene Ontology annotation, cellular component: cytoplasm; nucleus. The coding region runs from base 261 to 2282 and encodes 673 amino acids. The record is from RefSeq and is a predicted model, not a curated record.